Molecule: messenger RNA, 900 nt
Organism: Fusarium vanettenii 77-13-4
Lineage: Eukaryota; Fungi; Ascomycota; Sordariomycetes; Hypocreales; Nectriaceae
Exons: 2
Coding region: 1-900 (299 amino acids)
Source: RefSeq, a predicted model, not a curated record
AUGCUUAUCGUUUACACCGCCCUUGCCUUCUGGGCAACCAUUGCCAUGGCUGAACCCCCUUUCGAAGGCUUCCACAGCACUGUCCUGCCACGUGGCCCCGUCGAAUGUACAAGCACCGACAUUGAAAAGAUGACGGUCGACUCAUGCGAGUGUCCCCCUCCAGCCGAAGGGUGUAAAGACCACCCUUGCGGUGCUUGCGGUCAUGAUGCUCCCAAGAACGUCAAGGUCUGCGACACGACCUGCAAGCAAAGCGAGGUCACAUGCGAAGGCUGUGGCCUCUUCUUCAACUCUCUCUGCCGAUGUCUCAAGAAUAAGCACGGCGACUGCACCACCAAUACACCUAUUCAAGUCGGCGGGGAUGAUAUCUGGGCGCUUCUUCCUGGUCACGAUAACCUCACCACCACCAACAGGCUGAUUUCGGGUAUUCUUGAUAUGAGCAACCAAGUAAACCGCGCAUUCGGUGACCAAGGAUGGUUCUUUGCUCAGAAGAACUAUGACGCAUCGAGGGAGGCGCUGGUGCUCAACUCGUGGAGGGCUCGAACGCACGAACAAGUUCACAUCCACCGCUGCGCCGUCAACGAGACGACUCGAGAUGUCUUGUCGCACGAAGAUACUGUUAAAGUGGGCCAGCUCACUCAGAUGAAGAAGGAUCCGGAUUUGUGGUGUAUCACGCGUGAAGGCGGAGUCAGUGCCACGACGUUCGCGACCAGCAUCUCUGAGUUCUUGGACGCGAGUCAUCCAGGGGUAUGUGCUAAGCUUGUUGGGGCGGGUAUUCUGAGGGAUAACAAUAUGCGUACUUGGGCUUGUGCGACGACCAACUCUGCUGGACCUUUGGGAAAGAUGGGAAUCUGUGUUGGUUGUAACCGAGCCUCCCGUCCUCCCCCAGAAAAAGACCAAUGA